AUGGGUGAUCCCGCCCAACCUGCCAGCGGCGAUGCCGUUGCUCCUCCGGCCGCUGGAGUCCGGGCUGAGCAAGACACAAAUCGAGGACACAUCGGAGACACAUACGAAGUGCCCACAUACGAAGCGCACUUGUCAUUCGCUGCCUUGAAAGACCGGAUACGGCAUCAUUAUGAGCUCGCCAGUGACUAUUAUUACUCGCUUUGGGGCCAACAUAUCCAUCACGCAUAUUUCCAAUCGGCAGAGGACACCAAGGAGACCGGGCAGGUCAACCUUAUCAACCUCAUGCUCUCGAUCUCCGAGGUGCAAGCAAACAGCACCGUUCUCGACGUCGGGUGCGGCAUCGGCGGCACGACUCGUCACCUAGCACGCGAGCUAGGCUGCUCCGUCACGGGUAUCACCAUUAGCGGGCGACAGGUUGCGAUCGCGAACCGCCUCACUGCGGAGGAAAGCGAGGCAAAUCCGACCCUGAUAUCAUCCGCCGCCCCUAAAUCGUCGAUCGGCUCAGACGACGACGAUACAGUAGCCUUUAUGGCUCUGGGUGCUAAGAAUGGCAAAGUGCGCUUCUUGGAGCUCGACGCCGAGAAGAUGGAGUCUCGCUUCAAGCCGGCCUCGUUCGAUGCCGUCUGGAUCUCCGAAGCCCUCAGUCAUUUCCCGGACAAGCCGCUGUUCUUCAGGAACGCCGCACGGGUGUUGAGGUCUGGAGGGGGGAAACUCGUCAUUGCUGACUGGUUCAAGGCGGACCAUGCCGCGUUGGCGGAGAUCCAGGGUGGCGAGGCUGAUAUUAAGUUGAUCGAAGACGGCAUGCUCCUCCCGCCAUUGAAAACCCAAGCCGAAUACGUCCAGCUCGCCGAAGCCGCUGGCCUGAUUGUCCUGCACGCGCCGAAAGACAUCAGCAACGACGUUGCGAAGACUUGGGAUAUCUCGUGGCAACUCAUCUCGUCGCCUUCGCUGUGGGCAUUCGCCAUUAGCCAAGGGCGCGACGGUCUCGCUUUCCUUCAGGCGUUCCGGGCGAUGAGGAGUGGCUAUGCUAGUGGUGCCUUUAGAUAUGCUGUUAUGGCGUUUGAGAAGAUGUGA
This is a messenger RNA of Exophiala aquamarina CBS 119918, 1074 nucleotides long. RefSeq lists its product as uncharacterized. The record is from RefSeq and is a predicted model, not a curated record. The coding region runs from base 1 to 1074 and encodes 357 amino acids. Lineage: Eukaryota; Fungi; Ascomycota; Eurotiomycetes; Chaetothyriales; Herpotrichiellaceae. The transcript is spliced from 4 exons. Gene Ontology annotation, biological process: methylation. Gene Ontology annotation, molecular function: S-adenosylmethionine-dependent methyltransferase activity.